This is a messenger RNA of Anopheles cruzii, 1270 nucleotides long. RefSeq names its product adenylate kinase (gene Ak2). Gene Ontology annotation, biological process: ADP biosynthetic process. The record is from RefSeq and is a predicted model, not a curated record. The transcript is spliced from 3 exons. Gene Ontology annotation, molecular function: ATP binding; AMP kinase activity. Lineage: Eukaryota; Metazoa; Arthropoda; Insecta; Diptera; Culicidae. Gene Ontology annotation, cellular component: mitochondrion; cytoplasm. The coding region runs from base 193 to 915 and encodes 240 amino acids.
AACCCGUGAAUGGCAGAAUAAAGCAGUUUGCGAAUAGUGACCGGACCACGUUGUAACCUACUUGACCUCGGUAACGUGCUGCGAUUACCUACCGUACGUAACUGAACCUGAGAAACGGAUUGGUUGUUUCGCGUGCCGGUCCCGGAACAAGAACGAACGGUUUUCGCAUUACUUAGCUAAAACAAGGCAAACAUGGCACCUAACGCAGCAGUACCGAAGACGCAACCUGAAUCCGCCGCAACCGGCAUCAAUGCCAUUUUGCUUGGCCCGCCCGGAUCUGGCAAAGGAACACAGGCGCCACUGUUGAAGGAGAAAUACUGCGUGUGCCACCUAUCGACGGGUGAUAUGCUAAGGGCAGAAAUAGCCUCCGGAUCGAAGUUGGGUGCUCAACUGAAGAAGGUUAUGGACGAGGGCAAACUAGUGUCGGACGAUCUCGUAGUAGACAUGAUUGACUCGAAUCUGGACAAGCCGCUCUGUCGGAACGGGUUCCUUCUCGACGGCUUCCCGCGUACGGUGGUGCAAGCGGAAAAGCUGGACGUUCUACUCGAAAAGCGCAACACCGGUCUCGAUGCGGUGAUCGAAUUUGGCAUUGACGAUAGUCUGCUCGUGCGACGCAUUACCGGGCGACUGAUUCACCAGUCCAGCGGCCGGUCAUACCAUGACGAGUUCGCACCUCCGAAGGUGCCGAUGCGCGAUGACGUUACGGGGGAACCGCUAAUACGACGAAGUGAUGACAAUUCGGGCGCACUGGUUAAGCGGCUCGACGCUUACCACCAACAGACGAAACCGCUCGUUGACUACUACGCUCUACGUGGACUGCACUUCCGCGUCGAUGCUGCAAAAGGUGCAUCCGAUGUGUUCGCCAACAUCGACAGUAUCUUCACCAGGCAGCGAGCACAACGGGUGGGCCUAUAAUUGAGACACGUAAGACAGUGCGCACGGACAAGCAGACAACCUUCUAUCUACCUGUUUUUGUUUUUUUAAACAAUGUUUUACCUUUUGAGUAGCGAACUCGAUCAUCCUCAAGCUAGGUGAAACUAUAUGGCAUCAGUGCGUUAAGCUCUGCCCAGCAUCCUAGAAAACUGCCCUUUUCUAUGACAAUUUUGCUGAGUGGAGCUGUUAUGGGCUGAUUCCGUUUGCCCUAUAAAUUCCACUCAGACAAAUUUGAGUGAAUCACAUAUUUUCAAAUGCCACAUAAGUGUGACGUGCAAAUGAGAUGGUAAUAGAUAUUUGAAUGUUCAAUCUAGCAAUAUAAUAACAAACAUACAUA